UCAGCGGGGGGUGGGUUUAGUUGUUAGUUGCUACCCACAGCUCCCUGUUCCCCCUAAUCCUUUCAGACAACACGAACCGAACACCUUUCUCUCCCCCCACUCUCUCUCUCUCUCAUGACUCGCCACCGCUUCCUCGGCGGCGCCGGCUCGCCCCCGGACCCCAUCGCCGUCGACUCCGACUUCGUCGUCAUCCUCGCGGCCCUCCUCUGCGCCCUCAUAUGCGUCCUCGGCCUCGUCGCCGUCGCCCGCUGUGCCUGGCUCCGCCGCCUCUCCUCCCCCUCCUCCUUCACCGCCAGCGCCGGCGGCGGCCCUCCCCCACCACCGCCCCCCCCUCCGCCUUCCAAGGCCAACAAGGGCCUCAAGAAGAAGGUCCUCCGCUCCCUCCCCAAGCUCACCUUCACCUCCGAUUCCGCCGCCCGAUUCUCCGACUGCACCAUCUGUCUCGCGGAGUUCGCCGAGGGGGACGAAAUCCGAGUGCUGCCCCACUGCGGGCACGCGUUCCACGUGGCCUGCAUCGACCCGUGGCUCGGAUCGCACUCCUCCUGCCCGUCCUGCCGCCGGAUCCUGGUUGCCGCGCCCACGGUGUGCGAAAAGUGCGGCAAUUUGCCGGCCGCGACCCCGAGCUCGAGCACGAUCUCCGGCGCAGCUGAGGAGGAGUCCAGAAUGAGGCAAAGAGAAGAUAACGACAGUAGGUUUUUGCCGUAACACGAAUUCCCCCUCUGUGAAGGGCGGCUUCUCUUCCUCUUUCCUCUUGGGGCGUUUGAUUUAGAUAUGCUUAGCUUUAGCACGAAGAUGAUGUUCAUUGAUGUCAGGAUACGAUAGGUUAGUGUCAUAUGGUCAUAGGAAUCACGCGUGAAAAAGGGUUGAAUCUCAAGCUCAGUUUCAAUGGAAAAUUCAUGAGAUCAAGGUGUUUUUUCUU
Molecule: messenger RNA, 919 nt
Organism: Rhodamnia argentea
Lineage: Eukaryota; Viridiplantae; Streptophyta; Magnoliopsida; Myrtales; Myrtaceae
Product: RING-H2 finger protein ATL80
Exons: 1
Coding region: 115-705 (196 amino acids)
Source: RefSeq, a predicted model, not a curated record